Messenger RNA from Drosophila arizonae, 860 nucleotides. Its product is annotated as 18S rRNA aminocarboxypropyltransferase. Gene Ontology annotation, molecular function: rRNA small subunit aminocarboxypropyltransferase activity. Gene Ontology annotation, biological process: maturation of SSU-rRNA. NCBI's taxonomy places the organism in Eukaryota, Metazoa, Arthropoda, Insecta, Diptera, Drosophilidae. The record is from RefSeq and is a predicted model, not a curated record.
AUAAAUAAAAAUAAUUUUUAAUUGAAUCGAAACAAAAUGAGUGCUCGGCAUAGAGGUAAAUCCAGGCGAGGUGCUGGCGGAAGCUCUUAUCGCAACGUCAAGUCAAAUCACAAUUGCGAACGGAACUUUGCCCAACAGGCCAAUGAACUGGCUACUUCCAAUGCCACAGAUAGCUCCGAAUCGGAAUCCGAUUCGUCAGGUGACAACUUGGAUGGACUUGGACAUGCACCAGAAUUCGCCGUAUCCAUGUGGGACCUCAAUCACUGUGAUCCGAAAAAGUGUUCCGGUAGAAAACUAGCACGUCUUGGACUUAUUUCUAAUCUGCGCUUGGGUCAAAAGUUUCCUGGGCUCGUCCUUUCACCUGUCGGUCAACUAUGUGUUAGUCCACAGGAUCGAGAAAUCGUGUCUACUUCUGGAGUAGCAGUUAUCGACUGUUCCUGGGCGAAGCUGGAUGAGACGCCCUUCAACAGAAUGCGUAGUCCCCAUCCUCGUUUGCUGCCGUUUUUGGUGGCCGCCAAUCCUAUCAACUAUGGAAAACCCUGCAAGCUGAGCUGUGUGGAGGCGAUUGCAGCGACUCUCUAUAUAUGCGGAUUCACAGAAGAGGCGCGAUGGUUUAUGGGCAAAUUCUCUUGGGGUCAUGCAUUCCUCGAGUUAAACGAGAAGCUCCUCAAUGCGUAUGCAGCGUGUAAGAGCAGUGACGAAAUAUUAAAGGUGCAGCAGGAAUACCUUGACGCAGAGCAAAAAGAGCGUGACAAGCCACGGGAUCUGAAGGAGUUUUAUCCCACAAGCAGCAGUAGUAGCGAAAGCGCAGAGGAAAACGAAGAUUAGAUAAAAUAAAUUUGUAUAUUAUUUUUACAAGA